AUGUGUCAAUGCCUGGAUGGCAAAGACCUCCUGGCUAUAGUUCCGACAGGAGGUGGAAAGACGGCGUACUUUUAUAUGUACAUGCUAAUCCUAAUUGCAAUAUCCGAAAAGCCAUCUCUAUGCAGCCCUCCAAAAUAUGUUCUGGCCAAUCCAGCCAUGGUGAUUGUUUUCCCCACUAAUGGUCUAGAAGAAGAGAUGGAACUUGAGUUAAAGAAAUACAAUCUGAAAGCGCUGGCAAUAAACAGCCAUACUCUGCAUCAGGCCCGAGUGGCAAGACAAGAAAACCUGUGGCUUACUGUUCGGAAAUAUUCCUCAAUGAUACUACUGUCCCUGGAACAACUCACAUCUCCAUCCUUUGAGGAUAUGUUGAACAACAAAUCCUUUCGUCUACGCAUAAGUGCCAUAGGAAUAGAUGAAAUCCACUUACUGGAUACAUGGGGGAAUGGGUUCCACAAUGCCUUCCAGCAAAUUGGUUAUAUAGCUGUCACAGCCACAUUGACAGCAGGACCUGCUACCAAGCGAGUGUGUCAGUUCCUUGAACUACAAACUGGACAGUAUCACCUUAUAAGACACUCCAAUGUGCGGCAUGAUGUGGUACUAGAGAGCGACAAAAAGUUCAUUAUUUUUUGUCAGACAAUCAAUCUUCAAUUCCGACUGCAAACAUACAUCUGGAAACAUGCAUCUAACCGCUCCAACCUCCAUAUUCAAAUCAGAAUGUAUAAUUCACUCAACUCACCUGAAUUUAAUGCAGAAACCUGUUGCCUUUUUUGUGAUGAUCCCAUGGCUCACAUUAUCAAUGCCAUGAAUCCCCUUUGGCUUGGAUACAACCCAGUUGACAUUUCCAAAGUCAUAAUGGUUGGAGUUGUGCCCAAUCCGGAUGAAUUCUUCCAGAAAAUAGGCCGCAUACGACCGGGCACCACAAGAACAGAGACACGGAGAGGAAUUAUGUACGUUACAAAAAACAAAAUGGAUAUAGCGCGGGAGCUGGUGGAAGACGGCGACAAGGUGGUGGGAACCAAGGGUGAGAAAUCAUGUACUAGCGGCACUAUGAUGGACACCAAUAUGGCAUGUCUUGUCAUGGCUUUGUGCAUUGUUUCUGAGCAAAACUGCCUGUACGCCAACCCAUCUGUUGACCCACCUUGCUCCUGCUCAUCAUGUACAGCUGCUCGAGCCUCCUCACCUCCUUCUGCAAUGCCACCACCCUGCAAUUGUGGUCAAUGUGAACCUGAGGUCAAUCCUGAGGCCAAUCCACUUGCCACCCAUGCGCCUGUACCACCUGACAACGAGACAAGGAGUAAGAACAAGCCAAUCACAAAACAGAUGUGA
This is a messenger RNA of Serpula lacrymans var. lacrymans S7.9, 1326 nucleotides long. RefSeq lists its product as uncharacterized. The transcript is spliced from 4 exons. NCBI's taxonomy places the organism in Eukaryota, Fungi, Basidiomycota, Agaricomycetes, Boletales, Serpulaceae. Gene Ontology annotation, molecular function: nucleic acid binding; ATP binding. The record is from RefSeq and is a predicted model, not a curated record. The coding region runs from base 1 to 1326 and encodes 441 amino acids.